Molecule: messenger RNA, 489 nt
Organism: Diaporthe citri
Lineage: Eukaryota; Fungi; Ascomycota; Sordariomycetes; Diaporthales; Diaporthaceae
Exons: 3
Coding region: 1-489 (162 amino acids)
Biological process (GO): carbohydrate metabolic process
Cellular component (GO): intracellular anatomical structure
Molecular function (GO): isomerase activity
Source: RefSeq, a predicted model, not a curated record
AUGACUGGCCUUCGUAUUGCCAUCGGCGGAGACGACGCCGGCUUCGCGUACAAGGAGACUCUUAUCGAAGACCUCAACGUUGAUAAGCGAGUAAGCGAGGUCAUUGACGUCGGACCCAAUUCAGCAUCAGACAAGACCUCAUAUCCUCACUUUGCAAUCGCCGCUGCUGAGUUGGUGGCAGGGGGGAAGGCAGACCGCGCGCUCUUAGUAUGCGGGACUGGCCUGGGCGUCGCAAUCUCCGCCAACAAGGUCAAGGGCAUCCGGGCUGUUACGGCCCACGACAGCUUCAGCGUGGAGCGAGCGGUCCUUAGCAACGACUCGCAGGUGCUAUGCCUCGGUGCUAGGGUUAUCGGGAUCGAGCUUGCCAGGAGACUCGCCAAGGAGUGGUUAGGAUAUACUUUUGACCCGACAUCUGCCUCUGCAGCCAAGGUUCAGUGCAUCAUAGACUACGACAACAAGAAUAACGCACCCGCGGUUGCAACAGCUUAG